GGCGGAAGAGUUGCAGUCGGAGGGGGGAGGAGGGAGGGAGGAAAAGAGGAGGAGGCGGUGGAGAUCUGAGCAGAGCCGAGCAUCGAGCCAAGGGGGAGAUGAGUUUGUCUGUCCUCAGCUGAGGCUCCGGCCGGGCCUAGGGAACUGGGAGCUCGGGUUGGAGCGACACCCGUGGAAGUGGGAGGAGGUGGCUCUGGGACUUUAACCCCUUGUGGGCUCUGCGGCAGGGGAUUUAACCCUUUGUGGAUUCGGCCCUCGGAGGCAGCGUCAUCGGGUAGUUUUAACCCUUUCGGGGCUGGGUUUAACCCGUUGGACUUCACCUCAUCUCCUCGCCCACCAACUCCUCGAUUGUGGGGGCGCUCUGCGGAGAGGCUUGAGGUCCACCCCCUUUGCACAUUACGUACUGUUACUGCUGCUGCACCACUUUGGACCCGCUAGCUGGCCGCGCUGUGGGCACUUAACCCUUUACUGACUUGAGCUCUCCCAAGUUGCAAUUGGAGUUUGUUUACAGAAGGACUGGCUAAAGGCGUCACUGCAGGAAUUACAGACCGAAGAGGACUCUGCUGGACAUUUUUAAAAGGAAAGGAAACCUUCUCUUCUCCUUAAGGACUUACAGCCAAAAUUUUUCAAACUUCGAGAAGAGGACUCUAUUAGCCAUGGCCGAGCCACUCUUGUCAGAAUACCAGCACCAGCCUCAAACUAGCAACUGUACAGGUGCUGUUUCUCUUCAUGAUGAGCGGAACCCCGAUCGCCCCCCAGGAGCGGAGGAGCGGGUGCCCGAGGAGGACAGUAGGUGGCAAUCGAGAGCGUCCCCCCAGUUGGGUGGCCGUCCGGGGCAGGAGGGGGAAGGGAGCUUGGAGCCGCAGCCGCCUCCCCUGCAGACCCUGGUCCGUCCAGAACCUAGCUGUCCGCAAGCAGGCAAGAAGGGCCAGAAUGGGGACGACUUGUCUGCUGGCGGAGCCCCCCCGCCGGAGGCUGCGGGGGAACCGAGGCCCGAGGCCGAGUCUCUCGUUCAGCCUUGUCAUGAUUCCGAGGCCAACAAGUUGGGGGCUCCUGCUGCAGGGGGCGAGGAGGCGUGGGGACAGCAGCAGAGACAGCUGGGCAAGAAAAAGCAUAGGAGACGCCCCUCCAAGAAGAAGCGGCAUUGGAAACCGUACUACAAGCUGACCUGGGAAGAGAAGAAAAAGUUCGACGAGAAACAGAGCUUGCGAGCUUCAAGGAUUCGAGCUGAGAUGUUCGCCAAGGGUCAGCCUGUCGCACCCUAUAACACAACGCAGUUCCUCAUGGAUGAUCACGACCAGGAGGAGCCGGAUCUCAAAACUGGUCUCUACCCUAAGCGGGCCGCUGCCAAAUCCGACGACACCAGCGACGAGGACUUCAUGGAAGAAGCGGGCGAAGAGGAUGGGGGCAGCGACGGGAUGGGAGGAGACGGCAGCGAGUUUCUGCAGCGGGACUUCUCGGAGACCUACGAGCGGUACCACGCGGAGAGUCUGCAGAACAUGAGCAAGCAGGAGCUCAUCAAGGAGUACUUGGAGCUGGAGAAGUGCCUCUCGCGCAUGGAGGACGAGAAUAACCGGCUGCGGUUGGAAAGCAAGCGGCUGGGCGGCGACGACGCGCGUGUUCGGGAGCUGGAGCUAGAGCUGGACCGGCUGCGCGCCGAGAACCUCCAGCUGCUGACGGAGAACGAACUGCACCGGCAGCAGGAGCGAGCGCCGCUGUCCAAGUUUGGGGACUAGACUGAAACUUUUUUGGGGGAGGGGGCAAAGGGGACUUUUUACAGUGAUGGAAUGUAACAUUAUACACAUGUGUAUAUAAGACAGUGGACCUUUUUAUGACAAUAAUCAGAAGAGAAAAUCCCCCCCGGCUUUGGUUGGUUUGGUAAAUUUAGCUAUGAUGUAGCUUGCGUGCUUUUCUCCUGUUCUUUAAUUAUGUGAAACUGAAGGGUUGCUUUUCUUGUUUUCCUUUUUAGAAGUUUUUUUUUUUUUAAAUGUGUAAGUAACUUGACCAAGUUAUAAUGCAUUUUUCUGUUAAAAAAUCCCCUCCUUAAAUGGAGCUAAGGUGGCCAAAUCUGAGAACAAUUAAAUUCGUUCUAGCUAUAAUAAAUUUAAUAUUUGUAAAUGUAA
Molecule: messenger RNA, 2123 nt
Organism: Mustela lutreola (European mink)
Lineage: Eukaryota; Metazoa; Chordata; Mammalia; Carnivora; Mustelidae
Gene: HEXIM1
Product: HEXIM P-TEFb complex subunit 1
Exons: 1
Coding region: 657-1736 (359 amino acids)
Biological process (GO): negative regulation of cyclin-dependent protein serine/threonine kinase activity; negative regulation of transcription by RNA polymerase II
Cellular component (GO): nucleus; cytoplasm; nucleoplasm
Molecular function (GO): 7SK snRNA binding; cyclin-dependent protein serine/threonine kinase inhibitor activity
Source: RefSeq, a predicted model, not a curated record